AUGCGGCCGCGAGUGCGCGGAGCAGCAGGGCAUGCUGCAGGAGGGCGACAUCCUCAGCCUGGUGCGUGGUGGCGGUGGUGGCCUCUCUCUCCGUCUCCGACUGCCCCAGUCAGCGCAGUGACAGGAACCUCCUUCCUCGCUCUGUGUGCUGCACGUUGUUUUCGUUUCGCGGAGCUGCAACUCGAUCGCUUUCUGACCUUCUUGGCCGCGGACGCACAGCCCCCCGGCCUCCGCAACGCCGACGCGGACCCCCACAGCCUGUGGCCGCACCGCGAGGUGGUGCUGGACCUGGCGCCGGGCGAGUGGUCCCCGCAGGACCUGCGCCUGCUGCAGGACGCGCUGCAGGACAUCGAGCGCGAGUCGUGCGUGCGCUUCGUGCGCCGCACCAACCAGACCGACUACCUACUGCUCAAGCACACCGGCCACAGCUGCGCCUCCAUCGUGGGCUUCCAGGAGGGCGUCGGCCCCAUCCCCACCUUCCUGGGCGGCUCGGGCUGCCUGCGCAAGGGCACCAUCCAGCACGAGAUGCUGCACACGCUGGGCAUGUGGCACGAGCACACCCGCCCCGACAGGGACGAGCACGUCACCGUCCUCUGGGGGAACAUCGCUCCCGGACGUAAGCCCAACUUCCUGCGCCGCCCCCCGGGCACCGUGCGGACCCUGGGACUUCCCUACGAUUACGGCUCCGUCAUGCACUACCGCUCCGUGGCGUUCUCCAGGAACGGACUUCCCACCAUCGUGCCUAAGGUGGUUCAAGGCUUGCCGCUUAUGGGUCAAAGAAGAAGAUUUAGUCAACUUGACAUUGCAAAGCUUAACACUUUGUAUAAUUGCCCCGCUCCUUACUAUCGUAAAGAGAGUGUCUAUUUAGACAAUUUGUUGAUCAAUUUGAUUGAAGACAGUUUCCCAAAAAGAACUAACCACAACAUCUUACAGGCUACCUGAUUUGUGUAUUGGAGAUGGGUGAGUAAUGUGAAGGGAAUAAUAAAGAAGACAUUC
Thrips palmi is the source of this 996-nucleotide messenger RNA. Its product is annotated as astacin-like metalloprotease toxin 5. Lineage: Eukaryota; Metazoa; Arthropoda; Insecta; Thysanoptera; Thripidae. Bases 1 to 942 code for a protein of 313 amino acids. Gene Ontology annotation, molecular function: zinc ion binding; metalloendopeptidase activity. Gene Ontology annotation, biological process: proteolysis. The record is from RefSeq and is a predicted model, not a curated record. The transcript is spliced from 5 exons.